UUGUGACGUUAAACAUCUUUGAGUAUCAGUUGGUUUUGUUGACGAAGAUGUGUUUACAUUUUUAAUAAUAUAAUUUUACGACAGUGAUGUGCAGUAGUUGAACGGACUUAAUGUUUGUUGUUAACCGUCAGAUGUCCAGCAUGGACAGCCACCACCACGGCCCGAUGCAGGCGGUGCAGCAGUCACAGGGCGGGGCGGGCAGCCUGGCAACACAGGCGCAGCUCCAGCAGCAGCAACAGGCGCAGCAGCAGCAGCAGGCACAGCUGCCAUGGGAGGCGCGCCGCCGUGCCUUGCACGCCGCCGUCUGCUGCCUGCUGGCAGAGCUCGGCACUGAGGCUGCCGACCGUGCCGCCCUCGAGACCCUCGUCGAGGCUGUUCAGUCAUUCGUCUGGGAGGUCGGCAACAGCAGUCGGGCGUAUUGCGAGCUAGCCGGCCGCACACAACCACUGCUGGGCGACGUAGUGGUGGCACUCGUCAACAUAGGCUUCCCACUCGAGGGCCUUGAGGCGCAUGCCCGCCGUCCCGGUCGGUCCGUUCUGUCGCCGCCCACACAUGCCUCACAGCAUAAGAGCUUGAGCAUUCUACAAGCGGGUGUGAAGCUGCCACAUCCGGCACACGUCCCCACACACCUGCCGGCAUUCCCCGAUCCACACGCAUACAUAAGAACCCCAACUCACAAGCAGCCCGUGACAGAAUACGAGGCUAUUCGUGAGAAGGCGGCCACUCAAAAACGGGAUGUGGAGAGGGCUCUAACCCGUUUUGUUGCCAAGACGAGUGAGACACACAGUCUCUUUGUUGGUGUGGAGGAUGGGCACGUUUUCCCUCUUAUUGCGUGCAAACCUCAUCAUCCACCGUACCUCAAGGCUCUGCUGCCGAGUGACCAGGUGUUUGAAUUCGACGAGGAACUGUCGAGUCCUCCUCAGCGACCGCCACGGCAACGCCGCGAAGCUGACGGGGAGGAGGAAGGUGAUGAAGAAACUCGCGAGGGUGACGAUGCGGCACGUGCUGGCGACGCGGACACAAUCGACAACCCUUACCUGAGACCCGUGAAGCUGCCCCGCCGCAAGAAGCCUGCGGCGUCAACACCGGCGCCUGCGAAAGCGUGACGAGCUGUCAGGAGAGGGAAAGGGAGAGGUGCUGAACCCACCCCGUAGGACAGAAUGAUACCGGAGGCACCCUUUCGCUGUUGGUGUAACAGUGGACAUUUGUCUGUCUGUACUCAGUGAUGAACUAUUCUUGUGGAGGUGUAAUUCACUUUCAGUAAGCCACUGAAGAGGUGAACUAAAUGUGCUGUGUUGUAAAUUCUAGACUGCAUUGUGGACAGUGAAAUAAAGGUAAUUCGACUGAUUAUGGAGGACACAGGAUGUGGCAGUUUGAAUGCCAUUGUCUUAACAGGACAUAACUUCUUGUCAGAAGUCAAAAGACUUUCCUUAUCUUAGUGUUGAGGACAAUUUGCAUUAUGUUACUUUUUGUAAAUAAAGUUAGUUUUUGAUA
Molecule: messenger RNA, 1494 nt
Organism: Schistocerca gregaria
Lineage: Eukaryota; Metazoa; Arthropoda; Insecta; Orthoptera; Acrididae
Product: transcription initiation factor TFIID subunit 8-like
Exons: 4
Coding region: 111-1106 (331 amino acids)
Biological process (GO): transcription initiation at RNA polymerase II promoter
Cellular component (GO): transcription factor TFIID complex
Molecular function (GO): protein heterodimerization activity
Source: RefSeq, a predicted model, not a curated record